AAUACUUUUUACAAAACUUUUCAUUUAAAGAAUAUUAAACAUGUUAUUUUGGUAUUUAUUAAAUUGGAUUACAUUUUUUAUGUAUAUUUCAUUUGCCGCAUUAUCCUUACUUAUCACUCUAUAUUGCAUAGCAGAAUUCAUAGAAGAAAACACUAUAUUGGCUGCAAAAAUAAUCAGAUACUUGAUAUUUUUAACUUUAUUCAUUCAUAUUUGUUUUUGGAUAUUUGAAAAAGAUAUACCUUUAACAUUAAUAAUCGCUGGGAUAGUAUCUCAAAUUAAUAAUCUGUUUAUUCUAAAAGGGUUUCCAUUUAUAAAUUUUUUAUCAAUAAACUUUAUAGUUGCAAUCAUUUUUGUUAUAAUCAAUCAUUAUUUGGCGUUUGCAUUUUUUUUUCACACAAAUUAUCCUUUAUUUGAUGUUUUAACGUUUUUCACAUUUUGUGAAUGGCUAGUGCCCCUAGUUUUUAUGUUGUCAUUAUCAGCUGGAGAUUAUAUACUACCAACUACGUCAUCACAUGCUAUUAAUUCAUAUUAUAGAACAAAAGGAUCAGAUGAAACAAAUUCCUUUAUUUUAGGAAAUGUAAAUAAUUAUGAUAAAAUAUCAAAACCUGAUGUAGUAACAAAUUAUUUAAACCAAAAAAUCAACAAAAAUGGAAUAUUAUCAGUUUUCAAAUAUAUGAAAGAAAAGGUAUUACUACCAGAUCACAAAGCUUUUGCAAAAAAAUUCUGAUUUUAUUUUAUGAAUUAUGCUAACUUUAAAAAUAGUAUAAUACACAAUAUGUAUAUAUUUAUUAUCGA
Molecule: messenger RNA, 795 nt
Organism: Gordionus sp. m RMFG-2023
Lineage: Eukaryota; Metazoa; Nematomorpha; Gordioida; Chordodea; Parachordodidae
Product: protein TEX261-like
Exons: 1
Coding region: 41-727 (228 amino acids)
Biological process (GO): endoplasmic reticulum to Golgi vesicle-mediated transport
Cellular component (GO): endoplasmic reticulum membrane; COPII-coated ER to Golgi transport vesicle; Golgi membrane
Molecular function (GO): COPII receptor activity
Source: RefSeq, a predicted model, not a curated record